GGGGAGAUGAGACGAUGAGGGGCUGCGAAGACGAAUAUGGAUUACGGCCAGGUAGACGUUGCUAACGCCUGCUUGGAUGGGCAUAUAAGACGCUCUUGUUCCCCGUUGGUCUUCCCUUUCUCUUCUUCUCUUCCAUAGUCACGAAUCCAUAUUUACAUCUCUUCAACCGUACAACUCCUCUAUAUAUACACACUUAGCAACCAUGGCUUGGGGCUGGGACGAAUCCGCUGACGCUCACGACCGUGUCUACAACGACAAGCAUGAGGGCCACCUCUCCCAUGAACUGAUCGGAGGUGCUGCCUCCUUCGCCGCCUUCAAGGCAUACGAGGACAAGAGGAAGGACGAGGGCCAAGAGGUCGACCAUGCCUUCGCCAAGGAAGUCCUUGCUGGCCUUGCCGGUGCCGAGGUCGACAAGCUCUUCGAGACCAAGGGCCUUGACGAGAUCGACAAGAUCCGCGCCCACGAGCAUGCCAAACAGAACGCUGAGCGUAUCUACGACGAGCGCUAUGGUAACAACAACUACUAGAUUCUGUGAGAAGGGGCCUGCUCUUGUGUUAUUGAAUGGCUAUAUACGUGCAUUAUCGCUAGGAUACCUCUGAUUCGAAUGAAUUAUGGAUUGAAUGAAAUAAUUUUUGUAAACCUGGA
Monascus purpureus is the source of this 645-nucleotide messenger RNA. Lineage: Eukaryota; Fungi; Ascomycota; Eurotiomycetes; Eurotiales; Aspergillaceae. The record is from the annotation of a GenBank genome assembly.